AUGCUGGGUAAAUGCCAGAACUCUGUAACCGCAAAUGAACCGCAGCCACAGAUCAUCGCCAGAAUCCUCACCAGGAUGAGGGCUGCCAGUGGGAUUGUGCUCAGCAUUCUCCUUUCAACAGCCUUGUCUGUUCCCUUACAAUCCUCUGAUGAAACUGUAAUCCUGUUCUAUGGAGAGGACUUCCACAUUUUGCUGCGCUCCCUGAAUGUGGAGGUGACUUUUCGAAACAGGACGACCCGCAGCUCUCAGACCGUGGAAGAGCCUCUGAUGCGCGGGGGUAAAUCUGUGAGCGAGAGGGCACAGCUCAACAGCCGCCUGAGCCACCUCAUCAUCGAGUCAGUGAAGGAGGCCGACGAGGGCUUGUACACGGUGAAAGACCCAGAGAACCCACAGGACGCACGGACCAUCUCGCUCAUAGUGAGAGAUUGUUCAAACGAGCAGACUGUUAAGUAUGGAGAUAAUUACCAUAUUGCUCUGGACCUUCCGCCUCCUCCUCCGGCUCCCACCAUCACUCUGGAGUACAGGCCCAUCUCUGUGGAAGCCAACCAGACCUCCAAACCGGCCCUGGUGCUACUGGCCGCCUCAGGGACCCUCAGCGAUGCAUACCACGACCGCAUUGUUGUUGGGGAAAAGUUGCUCACGCUCCGGGCUGUGACAGGGGCCGACGAGGGCAGCUACACCAUCAGUGGAGACAAAGGAGAAAUCAAGACCAAAAUGUGUCUCAAUGUUCGAGAGCACCUUCACUUCCUGGAGCUGCCUCAGGGAAAGAGGAUGAAGAUAAAUCUGAUCCUAAACAGUUCUCUGGUGCAGCUGUUCUACACCCGCAGCUCGGACCCUGCCCCUCGCACCCCCCACCUGCUGCUGGACAAGGGAGGCUUCACUGACGCCCAAACUGAGCUGGGCUUUGAGAGUCGCCUCUCGUUGGAUGGAAACGUGUUUUACUUGGACCAGAUCAAGGGUGCAGACGCUGGAGAGUACAAAGUCAUCGACAUUCUGGGGUUCCCUGUGACUAUUGUCCACCUUGAGUUGAAACCCUUCAAACUGGAGAAGCUGUAUGUGGCCAUCAUCGCGCUGCUUGGGUUUGUAGUCUUCCUGCUGCUGGCUUGCCUGGUUUCCUGUCUGUUCAAAGUGCGUAAAAGGGCCAAGAGGAACGCAGCUCUGGAAAAACUGGCCAAAGAAGACGAGGGAGAGGCCUUCAGACAGGUUGUUAAAAACAUCACUAAACUCAGCGAGGAGUCCAAACAUUCUCAGGCCGACACCACAGAAAAAUCACAAAGCACCGAAGUGGACAUUAAAGGUCUGGAGGUAUCGUCCAAAGAGGUGGGCGGGGGAAACCUGGAGACAAGUGACUCCGGAGUGGGUUUCAACACCGCUCUGCCCCUGGACACUGACACUGACGCAGCCGACCAGCUCCCUGAUUCCGAGGCGGCCAGCAUCACUGCACCGGCUGAGCCCAAACCAUCUCCUUCAUCUGCUGCUGCUGCUAAGGCUCCCAGUGCUCCCCCGGCGGCUGAAAUCAAGCCCCCUGCCCCCGUAGCUGAAACUAAAGCCAGCCCGCAGCCAAAACGAGCACCUGCACCUCCCAUGGAAGUCAAACUCGAACCACCGAUAUCCACCGAAGUCAAGCUAAGCCCCGCUCCGAGCCCUGAGCCCAAGGCCAGUCUGAGUCCAAUGGCGCCCAAAUCUAGUCCUGCUGCAAAAUCCCCCUCUCCCACUCCCGAAUCCAAGACCACUCUGGCUCCCAUUCCUGAAAAAUCCAAACCGACCACCCCUGAGCCAAUCACCAACGGAACGGCAGAGAUAGAUGGCCACAAGGCGAGUCCAGAUCAUGCCGCGCUGAUCUCGAAAGCCCCCAAGACCCCCGAAAUUGAGAUUAAGUCCAGUGGAGAUGCAGUAGAUGUGAAAGCGGAUUCAAGCAAAGAUGCCCCUGUACCUGCGGAGUCCGCAACCACCACUAGCAUCUGA
Knipowitschia caucasica is the source of this 1965-nucleotide messenger RNA. The record is from the annotation of a GenBank genome assembly. NCBI's taxonomy places the organism in Eukaryota, Metazoa, Chordata, Actinopteri, Gobiiformes, Gobiidae.